Molecule: messenger RNA, 3411 nt
Organism: Sinocyclocheilus anshuiensis
Lineage: Eukaryota; Metazoa; Chordata; Actinopteri; Cypriniformes; Cyprinidae
Gene: gba2
Product: glucosidase, beta (bile acid) 2
Exons: 17
Coding region: 370-2937 (855 amino acids)
Biological process (GO): carbohydrate metabolic process; glucosylceramide catabolic process; central nervous system development
Cellular component (GO): membrane
Molecular function (GO): glucosylceramidase activity; beta-glucosidase activity
Source: RefSeq, a predicted model, not a curated record
CCUGUAUACUGCUCUGUCACUGGGAAAUUGAUGUCUGGCUUUGACCAGUUCAACAUUAAGAGAUCGCGAUGUGCUGUUCUGCAUAAGAAAAUGUGUUCUUUACUUACGGAAUGCUGUAUAACGUUACAUGCUUUUCGUCUCUAAAACUUAGCGUUUGCUGUUCACUUUGAAAAAAUUCCCAAGAUCCAACCGCAACAAAGUGGAAGCAGCAGCCACAGGGACACGGGGUGGCUCUACUGACAUAGUCAUCAUGCUGGCGAGCGUCAAAACAAGUGCAUCUCGCCACUGACGCGCAGACCCCAGGCAAGGAGGAUUCAGGGAGCCGAUUUUUACGGUUUUGGUUUGGACUGGUGAUCCAACAGCUCUACUAUGGAUUUAAAUGACAGCACGUCUCUGGCUGAGCUGAUGAGCCGGUAUGUGUCUACAGAAACAGGAUUUGGUGUUCCAAAGGAUGGCUGGCGGAUAUGCUUGGCACACGAGUUCAAAGAGAAGCGGAAACCAUUUCAAGCCAAAGAUGUCUCAUUGACCAACAUGAUCGAGCAUGUUUCUUUAGGGGUCAGGUAUCUGAGAUGGUGGUACAGAAAGACCCAGGUUGAGAAGAAGGCUCCUUUUAUUGAUAUGUUUCGGGCUUUACCACUGAGACAAAUUUAUGGUGCUCCUCUUGGUGGCAUUGGCGGAGGCAGUAUCACGCGUGGAUGGAGGGGAGAUUUCUGCCGGUGGCAACUAAAUCCUGGAAUGUACCACUACAAAACCGUUAUUGCUAACCAGUUUACAGUGUGUCUGCGCAGGUGUGAUCAGACAGUAUACCAGCAGGUGUUGUCUAUGGAGCGACCCCCGACUCUUCAGGGUUGGAACUGGGGUUAUUGUGGUGAAUACGCCUUUUACCAUGCUCUGUACCCACGAGCCUGGACCGUCUACCACCUGCCUGGCCAGAAUGUCACUCUCACCUGCAGGCAGGUGUCACCUGUCAUCCCUCACGACUACAAGGACUCCAGUCUUCCUGUGGCUGUGUUUGUGUGGGACAUUGAGAAUAAGAAUGACUACGCACUUGAUGUUUCCAUCAUGUUCACGAUGGUUAAUGGGUCUGGCCAUAAAGACGAUAAGAGUGGGGGCCACUGGAAUGAGCCAUUUCACCUGGAAAAAGAUGGAGAAUCUGUGUCUGGGGUGUUACUACAUCACCAGAUGCCUGUCAACCCUUACACUCUGUGUAUAGCUGCAAGAGAAAAGUCUGGCCAAGAGAUCAGUCACCAGACGGCGUUUAGCCCAAAGGGAACCUGUAGUGCUCUGUGGAGUGACCUCAUGACUGAUGGACGGCUCGACUCACCUAAGGACUCCAGCCCACCCACACAGAAAGGGGAGGAAGUGGCGGCAGCCCUGGCUGUGAGCUGCUCGGUGCCUGCUAACAGUCACAACAGUGUGGAGUUCAGUUUGGCCUGGGAUAUGCCAAAAAUCACAUUUGGCUCCAGAGAGAGAAUAUAUGAAAGGAGAUACACACAUUAUUAUGGCACCAAAGGAGAUGCUGCCCCGUCUCUGUCUCACUACGCACUCACACACUACAGUAAAUGGGAGGAGAGCAUUGAUGAGUGGCAGAGGCCGAUUCUACAGGAUGGGUCUCUUCCGGCUUGGUAUAAGUCCGCUCUGUUUAAUGAGCUGUACUUUGUUGUGGAUGGUGGAACCGUGUGGGUGGAGCUUCCAGAGGACGCUGACAUCAGCGGUGGGCUUCGUCCUGAGGAUGGGGGGCUUCCAGCCCAGCCUGAAGUUGUCAAGGAUUACGGCCGUUUCGCUUACCUAGAGGGUCAGGAGUACAGGAUGUAUAACACAUAUGAUGUGCACUUCUAUGCUUCAUUCGCUCUCAUCAUGCUCUGGCCCAAGCUGGCUCUGAGUGUGCAGUAUGAUAUUGCUGGUAGUGUCGUUCAACACGAUCCUACAGAGAGGUUAAAUCUAAUGAAUGGCCGAUACUCACCAGUCAAGACCCGGGGUGUUGUACCUCACGACAUUGGAGACCCUGAUGAUGAGCCAUGGGUUCGUGCCAAUGCAUACAUGAUCCACGAUACAGCUGACUGGAAGGAUCUGAACUUGAAGUUUGUGCUGCAGGUGUACCGAGACUAUUACCUGACCCAGGAUGAGCAGUAUCUGAAGGAUAUGUGGCCCAUAUGCCAGACAGUUAUGGAAACGGAGUUGAAAUUUGAUAAGGAUGGUGAUGGGCUGAUAGAAAAUUCUGGCUAUGCAGACCAGACAUAUGAUGGAUGGAAGGUGACAGGACCCAGUGCAUACUGUGGUGGUCUGUGGCUGGCGUCAGUGUGCAUGAUGUGUAAAAUGGCACGUGUGCUGAAUUGCGAGUCUGUUUAUCAACGCUACAGAGAUAUUUUGGAGAGAGGAAGAGCAGCCUUUGACAAACUCCUGUGGAAUGGCAAAUACUACAACUAUGACAGCAGUGGACAGAGCAUGUCUAAUAGUGUAAUGUCAGACCAGUGUGCAGGCCAUUGGUUUCUCAGGGCAUCUGGACUUGGGUACGAUGACUACCAGGCUUUUCCCAAGGAGAAAAUCUGUAGUGCGCUGAAGUCAGUGUUUGACCUCAAUGUUAUGAGCUUUUCAGACGGGCAGAUGGGUGCGGUGAAUGGGAUGAGGCCAGAGGGUGUGCCUGAUCGUUCCAGUGUCCAGUCAGAUGAGGUGUGGGUGGGAGUAGUGUACGGAUUAGCAGCUACAAUGAUACAUGAGGGCAUGAUAGAAGAGGGAAUGCACACUGCUGAAGGCUGUUACCGCGCUGUAUGGGAGCGAAUGGGAAUGGCCUUCCAGACUCCUGAAGCAUACUGUGAGAAAGGCAUUUACCGCUCUCUCGCUUAUAUGAGGCCUUUGAGCAUCUGGGCAAUGCAGCUUGCACUAAACAAUAGACCAAACCAUGGCAAAACCACUGAUAAAGAUGUGGGACAGGACUGAGCUGGAGCCUUAUACAUGUGCUAAAGGGAACUUGUGCUGUUGAGCCUCCAUAAUGAAGUGACCUCUUAGUUUUAAAAGACCGCAAAGAACUUUGGAGAUAAUGUCAUCAUGCAUGAGCUGUCGGUUCACACAGAACCUUAAUUUCCAGUUAUUUUGUAAAACUGACAUUUCCACUAAAAAUGUGCAUAAGCUUUACCACAGUCCUAUGUAGCAGCUAUAAAUCAUAGUUUUACAAAUGGGAGUGUAAAGGCUUGGUCUCAGUGAACUGACAUACUAUUCAUUAUGAUAUUGGAUUUAGGGUCAUUGAUCUUUGGGAAUCAAUAAGUUAGAGCAUGAUUCUAUAUAAUUUUCACUGUAUAGGUUCACAGUAUAAUUCUGAUUCUGAUUCUAUAUUUUUAUUUCUAUUAUGGGAAUGAUCUAUAGAGUACUUGAAGAAAGAACUGCUGGUUCUCUCUCUCUCUCUCUCUCUCUCUC